ACUAUAAAACGCUGACGUUUUGGUCACUACAAAUGAAGAAGCCACAGUCCCAAACCCUAACGAUUCAUCAAAUUUCAAUUAAUUUCCAAUAACAGAGCGAGAGGAUGUCAUUCUACACCACCGUCAUCCUCCUCUUCCUCCUCUCGCCGUCGAUCGUCACCGCCGCUGCUCCGUCGGCCUACGAAGUUCUUGAGGGCUUUCACUUUCCGGAAGGCCUUCUCCCCAAGGGAGUCAUCAGCUAUGAAUUGGACCGAUCCAGCGGCAAAUUCCGCAUCGAUUUCAACACUUCAUGCAGUUUCUCCCUCGAGGGUUCCUACCAGUUGCGUUACCAAUCGUCCAUCACCGGCUUCAUUUCCGACGGCAGGCUUACCGAACUCCGGGGAAUAAGCGUGAAGGUUCUCUUUUUCUGGCUCAACAUUCUCGAGGUUAAUCGGAUCGACGAUGAUCUUGAGUUCUCCGUCGGCGUCGCUUCCGCCUCUUUUUCAUUGGAUAACUUCUUCGUUUCCCCUCAGUGCGGUUGCGGUUUGGAUUGCAAUGAUAUCCGAAUAAGGAAACUCAAUUUGGGGAACCCUUCCCUUUCCUCUGUGUAGAAAUUCAAUUCAAUUAAUUUCUCCGCUCUGUAUUUCUCAUACCAAUUAUCAUGAUUUGUGGACGCUUGUAAGAUAUUUGUUGUUGCAUGUUAGUAUCCACCAUGUGUGAUAUUAUAAUAUAAGAUAUUAUAUUUGUACCGAAGGGAGAGAUGAGUAUCCGGAAAAUUGCGAAAUGCAAUCUAAUUUAGGGGUUUUUGCCAUUGGAAGGGCGGUGUUACUGGAUUUGUGCCCCAGAAGUCUG
This is a messenger RNA of Abrus precatorius (Indian licorice), 831 nucleotides long. RefSeq lists its product as uncharacterized. Bases 105 to 590 code for a protein of 161 amino acids. The record is from RefSeq and is a predicted model, not a curated record. The transcript has a single exon. Lineage: Eukaryota; Viridiplantae; Streptophyta; Magnoliopsida; Fabales; Fabaceae.